GCCCAUCCCAUUCUUUGUGGAGAGUCGCAGCUGAACGAAGCAUCUGCUCGCCUCAGCGUUUUCCUUCUUCGCUCGCUCGCGACGUUGAUUUUGUUUAUUUUGCAACCGAAAUGGGCUUCGAUUUGUCGCGGGACAACCCGCUUUUCGCCCUUUACGCCGUCCACGCCACGAUUCUGGUUUUGAAAAUGUUCCUCGUCACCUUCCUCACGGGCCGACAAAGGUUCUCAAAGAAGGCUUUCGCCAACCCUGAGGAUGUCAAGGGAAAGGCGGCAAAGGUCAAACUGGAUGAUCCUGAUGUUGAGAGAGUUAGAAGGGCGCAUUUGAAUGAUUUGGAGAACAUUCCGGCCUUCCUGUUCGUCUCCUUCCUGUACGUGUUGACCAGCCCCGACCUGGGCCUGGCCACCAACCUCUUCAGGGCUUUCACCAUCGCCAGAAUCGUCCACACUUUUGUGUACGCAGUGAAACCCCUGCCGCAGCCAUCGAGGGCUCUCGCUUUCGGCGUCGGCCUCAUCACCACCGCCUACAUGGCUCUUCGCGUUCUUCUCUACUUUUGGUAAAAUUUAUCAUAUGUGCCAAAUUAUGAGAAUUGGGAUCGUGCAUUUUCACUCUAUUGAAGAAAAAAAAAAUACAUUUGCACAAACAAUAAUAAUAAUUGAUUUUGUUACAUA
Messenger RNA from Neocloeon triangulifer, 668 nucleotides. RefSeq names its product microsomal glutathione S-transferase 1-like. Lineage: Eukaryota; Metazoa; Arthropoda; Insecta; Ephemeroptera; Baetidae. The transcript has 3 exons. The coding region runs from base 111 to 557 and encodes 148 amino acids. Gene Ontology annotation, cellular component: membrane. The record is from RefSeq and is a predicted model, not a curated record.